Messenger RNA from Sphaeramia orbicularis (orbiculate cardinalfish), 1855 nucleotides. RefSeq lists its product as uncharacterized. Gene Ontology annotation, biological process: intrinsic apoptotic signaling pathway in response to DNA damage by p53 class mediator; cellular response to gamma radiation. NCBI's taxonomy places the organism in Eukaryota, Metazoa, Chordata, Actinopteri, Kurtiformes, Apogonidae. Bases 827 to 1567 code for a protein of 246 amino acids. The record is from RefSeq and is a predicted model, not a curated record. The transcript has 4 exons.
CUCUUGUUCAGAUCCUGACUCUGGAAAACCGCUCAGAGUCGUUGGUCGUUAGAAAGAAAUUCGCUGAAAGGAAGGGAGUGCCAUGCGCGAAGGGCGACAAGAGACUUUAUGAUUGUGCAACAUAAUCCAUCGCAUUUGAUGCAUGUUCAGAGACAAAGGAGGCUAAAACUUAAGUGGCGUGGGGCUCAGAGCUGGAAUAAGAGGCUUUAGGAGACUCGUGGUCAGCGCAACGUCACCGCGUCUCCUUUUACGCGCAAAGCUCCGCCAGGCAAGAAACUUCAGGACGCAUUGCAUUUCGGUUCCGAAUUUCUCACAACCCACUUUUUUUUUUUUUUUUUUUUUCUCUCACUGCGUCUUUACUGAGGAGCAGCCAUCUCCACCGUGUUGGUUUCUCUAUUUCUUACCAAAUAUAGACUGAGUUAAAGCUGGACUGUCCUUAACGGAGCGGAACGGAUCGGUCCUGGAUUGGAUAUUUGUAACGCCAGCCAAGUUUGUAAUUAAAUCCUCGCAUUUAGAUUAGAUCAUUUUUGAAGUCAUUCGCGUUUUAUAGCCUAUUGGGUUUUUUUUUUUUUGUCUAAUUUGUUGAUGGUUUAAUAGAAUCAGCCUCCGUUGGCACACUUUGUAUCACGUUUUCCCAUCAUGUUGAUUUAACAUCGCAUAGUAGCCUUUGACUGCUGUGAACAGAAGCCAUUUUUAAGUCAGAUUUCCAAGCCUGUGUGAGUCACUGAUCACAGGCUGCAAAACCUGCUCUACACCGCAGAUCUAACCUGUGCACAUAUAUUCCAGACUCGUUUUUUCUUCCUCCUCCUCUGAACUCCCCUAGACAAUGGCUCUCCGUGCGUCGGGGUGUGGGCGCGGUGGAUGUGCCAUGGCUCGGUUUUUGCUCCUCCAUGUGUUGGUGCUCGGCUGGGCCGGAGCCGAGCAGGCCAAGCCGGUGCAGGAGAGCCCACCGGUCACCCUCCGCACCGUGAUCACCGGAACCUGCCAGGAGAUCCACCGGUACGCAGAGUCCGUGUUGGGAACCGGCGUGGUGCGGUCAGUUGUGGAGAGUGCAGUGUUGUUUCUUGAGUCAUUGUUUGGUCAGGAGAACGUCUAUAAAGUGGCUAUGUUUUUUGAAAUGGCUAUCCGAUUCCUGGCUGAAGGAGCUGCCAGUGGCCUAAAUGUCAUCGCUGUGUACGUCACAGAGAUCCUCAGGGUCACAGGAUUCGACGCUACACUGACGUUGCCUCGCUUCACCCCAGAGGGUGUGACCGCAGUAGCCCAGUGGGGUCUGCUGACCCUCAUUGGCUACUGGGUGCUGUCCAUCGUUCUCCGUCUGCUGAUUGGUGUGGUAAGGCAGGUGUUCUGGGUGGUGAGAACCGUCUUGGCGCUCUGGUUUUUCGGACUGAUCGUGACCGACAAGACUGCCUCAGCGGACACCACAGCAGUGAGACUGGCAGGCCUGGUGCUGGUAUGCGUCCUGUUGACCCUGGCCACUUCUGGUUCAGAGAAGUCUAGUGCGGUGGAGGUCCGGCUGAACAGCUUGGAGGGCCGGCUGAAGGCGGUGGAGAAGAGGAAAGCGGAAUAGUGACAGAAAAAAGUGGACGGUAAAGGGGUGAUGGUAAAAAGUGACACUGAUGGUUCUUGUGUCUGUCAAACUGUUAUGGUAAAUAAAAUAAUCUCUGGGAUUUUUAAUCAGAAAUGCUGUUUUGUUUGUGUGCAAAUGCCAAAACAAUCAAAGCACAUGGAUUUUUUUUUUAAGGUGAAUAAUAAUUGUAACAGGUGCACAAAGUUAUUGAGAAGAAGAAAGAUUAUAAACUGCCUGUUUUGUCGUUUCACAACUGCAUAAGAAUAAAAAGUCAGAUUUUGCACAAUU